AUGCGUCAAAAAGAAUUUUUUGAUGAAACAGUCUAUUAUCGAAUAUGGAUCAGUGUCUUGGUAUUCUUUUGGAUGCGAUGUCGUGUGUAUAGCGCCUGGAUGGUUGCGGAAUCGAUUUGUGUAUUGAAUGGGAUUGGAAUUUAUCCAGAAGAAAGUUGUCCGUCGGUUGGCAAAGGACCCAACAGAAUUGAUAUUUUUAAAGAACAGAUGAAUAGCAAAAAUACAAGGUAUAAUUCGGAAGCAGUACGUAAUUUGGAUAUUUGGUCAAUCGAAAUGAGUGCUUCAUUUCGUAGUGGCAUAAGGGCAUGGAAUCGUACGGUUCAAUUUUGGCUUGCAAAUUAUGUAUACAAACGUGUGCCACGAUCUAUAGGAUUAGUACUCACGAUGUCAGUUAGUGCUUAUUGGCAUGGCAUACAUCCAGGAUAUUAUUUAUCUUUUCUCACGGUCCCACUUUGCAUGUUAGCUGAAGAUCACCUUCUAUCAUUGGUCCCAAGGGAUCAAAAUGGCAAUUUACCGUUAUCAUGUACCGUUUUUUGGUAUAUCAUACGACAGCUUGGUUUUACGCUAAUGGCAUCUGGUUUCUUAUUGUUAACGUGGCGUGAUACUAUUCGCUAUUGGAAUUCAGUGUAUUUUCAUGUUCACUGGAUAAUGAUAACAGUCAUUGUUUUCUCGUGGUUCUACAAAUCAGUAAUGAUUUCUACAGGACCGAAGAAUAUGGAGGAGAAACCGUACAGCAGAGAGGUUACGAAGCUUGAUUAA
Messenger RNA from Thelazia callipaeda (thelaziosis nematode), 759 nucleotides. NCBI's taxonomy places the organism in Eukaryota, Metazoa, Nematoda, Chromadorea, Rhabditida, Thelaziidae. The record is from the annotation of a GenBank genome assembly.